Molecule: messenger RNA, 1610 nt
Organism: Cataglyphis hispanica
Lineage: Eukaryota; Metazoa; Arthropoda; Insecta; Hymenoptera; Formicidae
Gene: Ctu2
Product: cytoplasmic tRNA 2-thiolation protein 2-A
Exons: 3
Coding region: 156-1526 (456 amino acids)
Biological process (GO): tRNA wobble position uridine thiolation
Cellular component (GO): cytosol
Molecular function (GO): tRNA binding; sulfurtransferase activity
Source: RefSeq, a predicted model, not a curated record
UUAAUGGCGAGGCCCACGUGAUCGAUCAUGUAUAAGCUGUAUUCUAAAAAGUCAAUUUUGUUACAGAAUUUAUCAGUGAAUAAGUUUAUAACUAAUAACUUCAAAUUGUAAUUGUAAAUAGUAAAAUAUUUUUGUGAUAGAUCAUAAAAAGAAACAUGUGUUCGCUAAAUGAUUGCAUAUAUGAUAGUAACAAUGAAGAAAUAAAUGAGAACGCAAAAGAUUUAUUAAUGAAUACAACACUAUGCAGAAAAUGCAGACGUGAAAAUAGUGAUGUAUUAUUAAUUGGCCAAAGUGGAUAUUGUAAAACAUGCUUUCUAAUUAUUACAAAUCAUAAGUUUAGAGCUACGCUUGGCAAAUCGAAGAUUAUUCGUCAUGGUGAUUCAAUAUUGGUCGAUCAUUUGGGUGAUUUAAAUUCCACUGUGCUUUUGCAUCUUAUUAAAUCUGGUAUGAGCGAGUCUGUUCAUAAAAAACUCAUCUUCAAGACAAUAGUUUUAUAUAUAGAUGAUGGUGCUACUAUGGGAAGAACGAUUGACGAAAGAAAAAUUCUGCAGUACAAAAUUGCCAAGGAAAUAGAAGAUUCGGGAUUUAAUGGUUAUGUCAUAUCAUUGAAUCAAGUUUUAAGCAAAGAAGAUACCUUAGAAGUAAAACCGAUUGAUUAUCAAGAAGUAUACUAUGAACAUAAAGAUCAUCUACGUACAAUAUUGAAUAAUUUACCAGAUAAUACUUCAAGAAUAGAUUUAUUACAUCAAUUACGACGAAGAUUGCUUGUAUCAACAGCACGAACACUGGGCUGUAAUAAAGUAUUUGUAACAGAUUCUGCUAUAGAUAUUGCCACAAAAGUGCUGGGUGAUAUAUGUUUAGGACGAGGUGCGCAACUUUCUAUGCUCGCAAACUUCUGUGACGCUCGUUGUGAUAUCAAGAUACUUAAACCAUUGAGAAAUUUCACACAGCAGGAAUUGGUAUAUUAUUCACAGCACUAUGAGAUAAAAUCUAUUAAAUUGAAAGAAUCUAAUGUGACAGCAACUUCUAUACAGGCAUUAGCGCGCAACUUCACGACAGGAUUAGAAUCUCAAUUUUCUGGUACAGUGUCUACUAUAUUUCGUACAGCCGAAAAAAUAAGUCCGAGAAUUAACGCACAGCAAAAUAUAGAAGAUAGUUGUGUAUUGUGUGACGCAAGAUUAGAUACUACAUCUAGUGAUCAAAUAUCCGCCGUGAGGGCGAUUGAAAUUUCCAAAUUGGUAUCUUCAAAUAUUGACACAAGGACUUCUAGUAAUAAAGAAAAGGAAGAAUCAAAUGAUACAAUUCUAUGUUUAGACAAAAUAAACUGUAAUGAUAAUAACGAGUGUAAUUGUAAGAAAAGAAAAAUAACUGCGGAAGAUGUUUGGAGGUAUCUUUGUUAUAGUUGCAGAUUAAUAUUUCGAAAUUCAGAUAUUUUAAAUACCUUACCAAUGCCAUUAUUAUCUGCCGUUCAACAAAGAUUAGCCUUAAAAAGUAUGAGAGAGGAAAUUAAUGACUUUUUAUUAUAAAUAAAUGAAAUUUUAUUAUAAAUAGUUGAAAUAUUAUUUUUGAAUCAUACUUACACAAACUUUAUCAGAUAGGAAAAUAUGAAA